Messenger RNA from Nasonia vitripennis (jewel wasp), 1769 nucleotides. Its product is annotated as 26S proteasome non-ATPase regulatory subunit 5. Gene Ontology annotation, biological process: proteasome assembly. The record is from RefSeq and is a predicted model, not a curated record. The coding region runs from base 96 to 1610 and encodes 504 amino acids. NCBI's taxonomy places the organism in Eukaryota, Metazoa, Arthropoda, Insecta, Hymenoptera, Pteromalidae. The transcript has 2 exons. Gene Ontology annotation, cellular component: cytosol.
GCGCAUGCGCACUGAUCGGGAUGACAUUGACAAGCGAGCCGGCGUAAAGUUUGAAUUUGUGUUUACUUGCAAAAGUGAUCGAGUCAUCGUCAAGAAUGGCUGAAUGGUUUUUAACAAAAUUAAAUCGCUUCGGCGAUUUGAACGAAGUACAAGCGCGAGAAGAGAUACUGACGGAGAUAAAAAUCAAGUUUGCGAAUUUGAACGCAAAUGAGGCUGCGGAAAUCACGAGGAAUCUCGAUCUAAGUAGGCUGUUUUCUCAACUAACCUCAAAUGACAGAGAUUUCGUCGAACAAAUAUGCGAUGCUCUCAAUGCCGUGCUCCAUGCCUCCGAGCCAGGGCAGAUCUUGUGGCGUUACACCCCUGAAAUUUACAAACUGCUGUCUCACCAGCUACCAGCAGUAAAAAUCUUUGCUUUGGAUGAAAUUCACAGGGUUGCAUCAAAUCCCAGUACCUUACCUCAGUUAUUGACAAAAGUGGAUCUGCUAAAUCUUGUCACAGAUACACUAGCUGAUGAAGAACUCAGUGUUGCAAAGCGGGCAAUGGAUGUUUUGAAAAAAAUUGGUCAGAAUACGGAUGGCUUGAAACUGAUAUAUUCAGGUGUACUAUUGAGAUCCAUAGCAAAAUUACUAGCCACGAGUGAUAUUGUCAAGUUUAGAGUUUAUGAAGUUGUUGUUGACAUUGCUAAGAAUAGCAAAGAAUGCCUGGAAGCCUCAGUGAGAUCAGGUUUCCUGCAGAGUCUUAUUUCAAUGCUUGACAGUGAUGAUAUCUUGCUUCAGUUGAAUGCACUGGAAACACUGAGAGAGCUUGCCUUGUCUCAAGAGGGUCUAGACUAUUUGGAGCAGCAGGAAGUAUUGCAACAGUUGUCUGAAAAAAUAGCUAAAGCUCAUGAGACACCGCUUUCAAAUCUGUUGAUACCAGGCCUGAUGAAAUUCUUUGGUUAUGUUGCACAAUUGUGCCCGAAUGAAAUAUUUUCCAGAUACCCAGUUGUCAUCUCUUCGCUCUUCGAAGUCAUUGAAAGUGAUGAUCAGACCAUAUUAGCUAUUGCAUUGGAUACUCUUGGUUAUGUCUCUUCUACGGUGAAAGGAAAGUAUGCCCUUCAAGAACUUGGAAACGCAAUGCCCUCCGCACUGAAGAAAAUAGCAGAAAUCAUUCAAAAGAUGCCUACAGAGCUCAGAUUGCGUGGAUUGAACAGCUUGACUCGCAUAUUGUAUGUGGAGAAGUCAGAGCAGGAUAACAGAAUAGUAUCUCUCACCAAAUCUUGGUUCGACGCUCUCUGCGAAGAGCCUUUGAAACUGAUCGUUUCUCUGUGCAAGCAGCCGUUUGCCGACAUAAGACAAGCCAGUCUGGACGUUUUGGUUGUGGUUGCAUCUCAAGAGUGGGGACAGGAGUACAUCUCAACCCAUCCGGGCCUAGUGGAAUUCCUCUUGGAUCGGAACGUCGAAUCUUUCAAGGAGUGCAGGGAAUCGAAAUUCGCUAUCGUUAAAGCCCUUUCAGAAUCGGUACCCAACAUAUUCGACGCCCAAACCAUCCAGAAAUUCAAAAAAUUUGUCAGCGACGGGCCGUAUUACGUCGAUACCAUUACGGAAAUCGCUUUCGAGGGUGCUUCAUAAUGUUUAUUUAUAUCUCUAAGAGUAAGACUGUUUUCAAGCGUAUGCAAGUGUUCUUCAUUAAGCCUAACUUAGAUUUUUAUAAAGCAAAAAAAAAGAUUAUGCUUUGUAAAAUGCAUGAUGUAUUUUCAUGUAAAUAAAAUUACAUCCUUCGAAUUUUUA